CCCUUCUUUCUUUUCCUUUUUUAUUUCCUGAUAAAAAUCAACAAUUCCAUCAUCAACCAAUCCAACGGUCCAAAACUCCCGACGACCAAAAACCCCAAGGAGAGAGGAAAUUCUAGACCCUUCCGAAACACGGACCCAAUCCCAACCGUCCACUGCCUCUGUGUCUAAUAGUGACCUGAUCUCUCUAUAAAUACCCAAACGGGCUGCUCAUCUCCCCUAGCUGCCCUUGACUCUUUAGGUAUCGUCCUCCUCGCAUCUCGUAAUACCAUACGGAGAGAGGAACAAGAUUCGUGAUUUCGAUUCGAUUUGGCGAUUAAGGUUAUUUCUUCCGAUCGAUUUAGUCGGCCAAGAUGUUUGGGAGGGCGCCGAAGAAGAGCGAUAACACUCGGUACUAUGAGAUUCUGGGAGUCUCGAAGAGUGCUUCUCCCGACGAUUUGAAGAAGGCGUACAAGAAGGCCGCCAUAAAAAACCACCCUGACAAGGGUGGAGAUCCUGAGAAAUUUAAAGAGUUGGCUCAGGCUUAUGAGGUUUUGAGUGACCCUGAGAAGCGUGAAAUCUAUGAUCAGUAUGGUGAGGAUGCACUCAAGGAGGGAAUGGGUGGCGGCGGCGGUGGAGGCCACGACCCGUUUGACAUCUUCUCAUCCUUCUUUGGGGGAAGCCCUUUUGGAGGUGGUGGUAGUAGCCGAGGACGAAGACAGAGACGUGGAGAAGAUGUUGUCCACGCACUGAAGGUUUCAUUGGAGGACCUCUAUCUUGGGACCUCGAAGAAACUAUCUUUGUCGCGAAAUGUGUUAUGCUCCAAGUGUAAUGGGAAGGGAUCAAAAUCUGGGGCUUCAUUGAAGUGUUCUGGCUGUCAAGGAAGUGGUAUGAAGGUCUCAAUCAGGCAUCUUGGCCCGUCAAUGAUUCAACAGAUGCAACAUGCUUGCAAUGAGUGUAAGGGUACUGGAGAGACCAUUAGUGACAGAGACCGCUGCACUCAGUGCAAAGGGGAGAAGGUUGUUCAAGAGAAGAAGGUUCUGGAAGUCCAUGUGGAGAAGGGUAUGCAGAAUGGCCAGAAGAUCACAUUCCCUGGUGAAGCAGAUGAAGCUCCGGAGACAGUCACUGGUGAUAUAGUGUUUGUCAUUCAGCAAAAAGAACAUCCGAAGUUCAAGAGAAAGGGCGAGGACCUUUUCGUUGAGCACACACUGUCUCUUACUGAGGCUCUAUGUGGCUUCCAGUUCGUGCUGACCCAUUUAGAUGGCAGGCAGCUGCUUAUCAAAUCAAACCCUGGCGAAGUUGUCAAGCCUGAUUCGUUCAAGGCGAUCAAUGAUGAGGGUAUGCCCAUGUACCAGAGGCCAUUCAUGAAGGGUAAGCUGUACAUCCACUUCAAUGUGGAAUUCCCAGAGUCUCUGAGCCCUGAGCAGGUCAAGGCAUUGGAAGCUGCUCUUCCAGGCAAGCCAUCGGCAUCUCAGCUCACUGAUAUGGAGGUGGAUGAGUGUGAGGAGACGACUCUGCAUGAUGUGAACAUGGAGGAGGAGAUGAGGAGGAAGCAGCAGCAGGCUCAGCAAGAGGCCUAUGAUGAGGAUGACGAUAUGCCUGGUGGUGCUCAGAGGGUGCAGUGCGCCCAGCAGUGAUAUGAUUGAUAUGCUAGUUUUCAACUUGUACUAGUUUUUCGCGUACUUGCAGAAGCGUAACAACAGAAUGACAAGGUGGGGGGAUGAGAGGAGGGAAGGGCUAUGGCACGGCGGUCUAGAAUUUUGGAACACUUAAUUAAAUGUUAUGUGAUGAUUUGAACAUCCUGUUAUUCUUCAACUUUCUUUUUAUAAAUGACCAUCAUAUCAUUCUUAUCUAAUCAA
Messenger RNA from Malus domestica (apple), 1835 nucleotides. RefSeq names its product dnaJ protein homolog. The record is from RefSeq and is a predicted model, not a curated record. Gene Ontology annotation, biological process: response to heat; protein refolding. Gene Ontology annotation, molecular function: Hsp70 protein binding; ATP binding. Gene Ontology annotation, cellular component: cytosol; cytoplasm. NCBI's taxonomy places the organism in Eukaryota, Viridiplantae, Streptophyta, Magnoliopsida, Rosales, Rosaceae.